Hippocampus comes (tiger tail seahorse) is the source of this 1057-nucleotide messenger RNA. Its product is annotated as transmembrane emp24 domain-containing protein 4-like. NCBI's taxonomy places the organism in Eukaryota, Metazoa, Chordata, Actinopteri, Syngnathiformes, Syngnathidae. The record is from RefSeq and is a predicted model, not a curated record. The transcript is spliced from 3 exons. The coding region runs from base 14 to 613 and encodes 199 amino acids.
UCCGCAUUGGUUGAUGACGUCACGUGUAAACGGCGACUCUUUCUCGUCUACACUUGUGGUGGAAGAGGGUUUUUCGUUCAAGAUGCUCGCCGCCGCCGCAAUUAGGGUCCUUUUGGUAGCAGCUUUUAUUCAUCCAAGCUAUGCACUCUAUUUCCACAUAGGAGAGACGGAGAAAAAAUGCUUUAUCGAGGAAAUUCCAGACGAAACCAUGGUUAUCGGUAAGCUUUGUAGCUCGGCAAAGCUAAUGUCCUCCUCACGGCUACCCACAGGCCUUAACCCGUGCAUUUUUCUAACCACAAGCUUUCCGAUGUUGCAGAGAGUGCAUCUGGAUAUUCAGGUCGGAGAGCAUACCAAUAACUACCCUGAAAUUGCAGCCAAGGACAAACUGACCGAAUUGCAGUUGCGUGCCAGACAGCUUCUGGAUCAGGUGGAACAGAUCCAGAAGGAGCAAAAUUACCAAAGGUAUCGAGAAGAGCGCUUCCGUAUGACCAGUGAGAGCACCAACCAACGGGUCCUCUGGUGGUCCAUUGCCCAGACGGUCAUCCUCAUCGUCACCGGCAUAUGGCAGAUGAAGCACCUUAAAAGCUUCUUCGAAGCUAAGAAACUGGUUUAGCCGGAUGUGUGAAGAAGAGCAGUGAUGGGGAGCAACAGACAAGACUCCUUUGGAGACAGACUUGAAUGACUGGAACGAAAACUUGCCGCGCAAGAAUUCAGACGGCGACUUUUUUUUCGUUGCAUAUCGGCCAUAAAUGAUGAAGGAAUGUGCAAAUUCUAAAAGGCAGUACUCACUAUUUUAUAACACCACAACAUCUGAGUUGCCUUUCUUCGUCUCUCUUUAUUUUAUUUUUUUAUUUGCUUGACACCACUGGGUAUCUUUUGGUUCUGCAAAAAAAGCAGGUUUUACUCUUUUUUUAGUGUUGUAAAUGUUUUCUUUGGGGUUUUGUAACCAGUAGAAAUAUUCCAAUUUCCCAGCAUGUAAUUUCCGUUUAGACUUGUGCAUACACAUUCAACAAAUAAAUGGCAACCAGCUGGAAUGCAAGGAGGCAUUAAAAAGUUG